Messenger RNA from Xyrichtys novacula (pearly razorfish), 37889 nucleotides. The record is from the annotation of a GenBank genome assembly. NCBI's taxonomy places the organism in Eukaryota, Metazoa, Chordata, Actinopteri, Labriformes, Labridae.
AGAUGCAAGUUGUGCAGACUUGUGUAGCUGCUGCACAGCGCCUCCUGGGCCGUGUGUGUGUGUGUGUUCACAGAGGAGGAGAGUGGCGGGGAGAGUGAGUGAGUGAGUGAGUGAGGUGGGAGCAGAGACAGGGAGCAGUCAUUGUGCGUGAAGGACCGUGACAGUCCGGAGCGGCGGCAGGAGUUAGAGGAGGAAGAGAAGAAGAGAAGGACUGUGAAGCAGACUCCUCUACCUGCUGGUGAAACCAACUAACCCUCCACGACGGGAACAUGUGAUGUGACAGAGAUUUGCGCGCCCGUGCUUCACUUGUGCCUUUGCAAACACCUUCAGGGAGUUCACAUGUUCACGCGCGUCGACGAGGAGGUCAUGUUUAGGCUCAGACGAUCGGCAGAGCCUCUCGGAGUUUGGUUGUGUGUUUCCUAGCCGUAAACACGAAGUGAGUAGACGUUUUCAAGAAGCGGGAGAAGACAGCGACACACAAGGAGCACCGCGAAUGUAGUCUUCAGAGAAAAAGCGAAACACUGUACCAGCCAGUGUCUUCCCGUGGUGGACAUCCUCCUGUGUGUGAGUGUGUGUGUGUGUCGGUGUUUUUUCUCGGGUUUAAAGUACAGAGAGGAUGCAGGUGAAGAAGCACCGGGACUCGGACCGGGGCGGCGGGGACAUGCUGGAGGGAGACGGUCCCCGGAAAAACUCCUCGUGCUUCUCAAAUAUCAAGAUAUUCUUGAUAUCGGAAUGUGCGCUCAUGCUGGCACAGGGGACUGUUGGAGCAUACCUGGUGAGUGCAACCCAAGCCGAACUCACGUACGACUUACUCACACACUGCCUAUACUGAGACCUAGACCCUGCUGCUAUACUGUAGUUCAGAUUUUAGACGUGUCUUCUCAAUAUUUGGUUUUCUAUAUGGGCUUUUGUGCAGCUUUGCACGCUUUGGAUCAAAGCAGACCAUAUAAAAGCAAUGACAGGUCAUAGAAACCUCCAUACACAGAAAAACUUCACCUGCAGGACCUGCUGCAGGCUGUGUUACUGUCUCUGUGUUUGUUCUAACUCUGUCAAACUAUCCUGAAGUUUCAUAUGAUGUGUACAUUAUCUGUAGUGUAUCAGACUGAGCACAUUAUCAAGCGACCAUCUAACAGUAACUCAAGAGCUCCGUCCAGGCUCCACUCAGCAUUAAUAGAUAUAGUGUUCUUAUGUUAAAGACUGCAGUGUUUAUCCAUUCAGACCCAAACUGCCAGUCAAGGUCAAACACAUUGGAUCCAGAUUAUGAUGGAGUUUUCUCUUCCUUUCACUUUUACUAUUACUCAAACUCAGAGCCAAUUCCACACAUUUCUCAAAAAAGUCGUCUCUUCUCUUUAAAAAACCCAAAUGUGAGCUGAUAUGGUGCAUUUGCAAUGACAUUAUCAAAAGCAGCGCAAUCUAGCCCCCCACAGUGUAUCUAAUAUGGACUUUUUGGGACAAAAGUCCCUGAAAUGCUCUAAAAUAUUUCUCAUAGCAUCCCAGAGGAGCGCCACAGCCUCAGGCAUCCACUCCCAACACUAAGUUUCACUACAAGCAAUGUUUAUUUUCCAGUAAUCGCACAGCUCACUCGCAAAUAAUAGACUAAACCCCCUGAAUGCCUUAGCCAUAUUAGGAGUGGAACAUCUUAUCUUCUCUGUUGGAGGACCUUUCAAGCAUCCAGCAUACUGCUGCACAUACAAGUAGUGAUGAUAGAAGUGGUCUUCCUCUUUUUUUCUGAUAAUUAUGGUUCUCCUUUUUUCAGGACACCUGUUUAAACACUUUGAACAAUAAAUGUCAGGUAGGGCCGGAAAUAGCUGACUUACACAAACACAUCGGGCUUUCUGACCUGCUUCCGUUCGUCAACACAGCACUGCUAAUUUCCACAGGCAGCUUAUUAGGUACCUGCUUCAGCCGCAAUCUGCUCCACCUACAUGAGCCACUGAGAUACCUCUGAUAGGAUGAUGGGGCUUAAGAGCGUUUGCUGGCAGUGAAGGGACAAAACUCACCAAUCAACAUUGUGCCCUUGCAUUGUGUGAGCUGCUUACAGCACAAGACACUUAGUCACAUUGUUCAGAUUUAUCAGCUGGACUGCAGGCAUGCAGACAGACAGUCAGUCUGCUCAGAUACCACAGAUUUCAUAUUUAGCUAAUUUAGAAAGAGGUUUUGUCUGUUCUCAUGACUUCACUUUGAUAAUUAUUCAGCUUCUAUGUUUGCUCAAGGAGUUAAUAAAUGUCUUCAUGAGUUUAAAUAUGUGUAUCUGCUGUGAAUAAUUUUCCCAGUGAAUCUUUUUCCCAGUGAAUCUUUUCAGGAGGUGGUGACUUGGUCUAAUGGACACCGAGGCGACAUCUAAUGAUCAUUUUUGUUAUUGAUUAAGCAAAUGAUAGCCUCAAUUGACUCACAGAUCAUUUUUCAACUUAAAAAAAGCAUGAAAAAACUCAUUUGCUUCUUCUCAGACCUGGAGUUAACACCUUUUUCUGUCUAAUUAAAAGUCGAUAACUCAAAACAUGAUGACAGAGAAGCAGAGAGAUUGUGUUUAGGAAUGUUUUUAAUAGAUACGCAGAUAGGUUGUACUGUCGGGAGUCCUGUCACUCCCUCCCUUUGACUGACUCCUCAUUACUGAGUCACACCCAUCAGAUUGUAAAGGUAUGAGCUCUUCUGUAUGUUCAGCCCUCAGAGCUUCUAUUUGUGGCAUUGUUAAAUGCAGCACCUGAGGGUCUGAAAUUUGUUGAUUCGAUAACAACCCUGCGUAAAAAUUAAACUUGACACUCUGAGCUUGAGCUGUGAAGCGCAACAAACACCUCGACCCGACUGUGUUUGUUUCAGCUGAACAAACCUGUCAAAAUGAAACCGCACUAAUUCAGAGAGGAAGAGAAUCAAAAGAGGAGCAACGAGCAGAAAUUGAUGUACAGAAUAGAAAUAGAUCGAUUAAUUGGGUGGCCGAUUGAUCGGGCCAAUUAAUGGCAGCAUGAUAUCAGCAUUAUAUAUCAGUCAUUGGUUCACCUGCUCUCUUACCAUUAACAUCAGCACCAGUAUCAGCUCAGUAAUAAAGCACGUCUGUGAGUUCAUUUAGUCAUUAAUAAGAGUUUAAGUCAAGAUGUUAAAAGAUUCUUGAUUAAUUCAGGAUAAUACAUAAAUAAGAUCAAUUAGUGUACUCAUCAGUGUAUUUAUUUUAGAUGUGUCAGCCUCAGGCUACUUUAGUCGUCCUCCAGCUGUUCUCUUCUCAAAUCUGAUUGAAAAUGUUUCUAAGUGGCUGAGCUUCAAGUAUGAACAGCUGCUGUGCCGUUUCAGCCCUUUCAGGUCUGAGCUGAACCUCGGUGUGCUGAAGUGAGUGUUAGCAUUGAGCUGCUUUCUCCUGCUUGAUGAUAAUGCAGUCACUGUCAGUGCCCCCUGAAAGAAACUCAGUGAAAGUUUAGAUGCCUCGUGCUCCAAAACACUGCCUCUCCUGUUAGCUGAUUGGAUGUCACACAACAUGACGAGGUUUGUUUUGUUGCCAUGCAACAGAUUAAACAUUUCCAGAGAUGGAAUAAAUGUGCUUGUGCAGCCUGCUCUGCACUCGAUUUUUCCUAUAUAAUUUAUUCUGGAUGUAAUCCUCCUGUAGGGCGGCCUGUUAGUGGAGGUGGACAAACAUGUUGAACUGGGAGACGAGGGUUUAACUCCUGCAGAGAGUUGUUUUCACUGCUGAGCCGAGAGCAGGAGCUGUCAGUCACUGCGUUGCUCAGACCUCCUGGAACAGGACAGGAUGUGAUUGAAUUGGAUGAAGGCUCAGCUGGCUCUGCUACACUUUGUUACAGCCUAUCUUUCCAUGUCGAGCUGAAACUCCGGUGUCGGCAGGUUGGUGUUGUUUCUAAGAACUGGAGGAGACCACAUUGCGACCUCAGCCGGGUGGAGCCAGCCAGACUUCCAGUGUGUUCACAUUUGUGAGAAAAAGCCAGCCAAGGGGCAGAAACGUCAUGACUCACUCUGGAGUUUUUCUAUCCAGUCAACUUUGGCAAAGCGCUCCGGCACAAACUGCUCCCACCAAUCAUCUUCCCCACGCUUUGAUGUGGAGUGAAGGAGUCACUGCAGUGUGUUCAGAGCAGCUGCAAGAAAAACCUGCUGUCACUUAAGCUUCCUAUACGCCACACAGGACAGACUCUGUCUGUAAUGACACAGCAGACAGACCUUUACAGUGCUGAGAGAGAGAAGGGUAAAAAAAGCAGAGAAUGAAUUUCAGAACUUAGAGUUUUAUCAACAGGCUGGAGGGCCAAGGGCUUCAGAAAACACAAGAGUUUAAUAUGAUUGACUAUAGCAGUCUUAACUAUUACUUUACUGGUUUUCAAUCAUACCAUGUAGCCCCAGAGUUGAUAAUAGUAGCUGAAAAUAGCUGAAAUGAACCUAAAAGACUGUCUCUAAAGAAUACUGUUGAUUCAGUGCUGCCAUUCUGUCUGGGUUGUCACAAAAAGUCAUGAACACAGAUAAAAGUUUGACGCUAAGUGAAAUUAUAAGGGGCCCAGGGGGACGUUGUUCUCUCUGCUCUGCUCUCUGUCUUCACAAAUCUCAGUGUUUGCCAAACUAUGAAUGAAGGAACGUAACAGCAUAGUGGCUGUGACUUGGAGCGAUGAGCAGCAGGCAAGAAGAGGCACAACUACAGCAGCAAGAAAACCCAAUCCAGCACCUCCCUGUACUGUGUUAAUGCGUUGAUAAGUUCUUAAAAGCCUAACUGCCUCGAACAUUAGAAUCUAACUUUUCAUUUUUUAUUUUUGCUGCAAUGUUUACUUAACAGGCACUUAUCUGAACCUCUGUGUUUAUUAACCUCUGCCCUCACUUCCAUGCUUGCAGCAGCUUCUGGUUGAAAAUACAAACAUAGAAAGCAGGUUAUUUCCAUAAGCUGUGGUGCUUCUUAAUACUAUCAAACAUUAAAAUAAUGUCAUAUGUAUUGAAAAGUAUCAAAGCAUUGAAAAUUGUCUCCAUAUAUACAUGAGAACAGAUGUGUGGCAAACUGUCUUUAAUUUAAAAAUGUAAGAAAAAAUCCUGUUCAGUUCCAUAAGUAAAGAUGUAACAGGAUACUUGUGAUCCAUUCCACGUUUUCCCCCGCAGCACCAAGCACAGCUCUUCGUCUGUUUAAACAUAUCUCCAUCCAAAGCCUCUGUGUACAUUAAAUUGGAAUAAUAUAAAAUUGGAUGGGACAUUUUUCCACAAGUUGAUUCAUGUUGAGAUGAACUCACUCUCCUCAGAAAAGGGAUGUUUGUGUUGGCAGGAACCUUUUUUUGGAGUUCAAUCAAAAGUCUUAAACAGAGCCAGCUGGGAAAUGGAAAAUUGUGAUGCCCUUUCAAGAACAGUUUGGGACAGCUCUGAAAAUAGCUUCAAUAACAUUUUAAAUGUGACACUGGCUCUCAUGCCACACAGAGACUGUUCCCACAUAGCAAACACAAGCAUAUACUGCUUCACAACAGAAUCAAUAGAUGACAUAUACUUUAAAAAAGCUAUAAUGAACUAGUUGAACUUUUUUUUUUCUCUUACAUUAAUUAAUCUGUCAUCACUGACAGUAAAACAACAAUGUGAAAAAGUCUUUUAUAUGUGGGGAAGUUACUGUAGGGAUCUGAUAGUUGUGUGGAUGACAGCUUGUGGAGGAGAAAGACGCCAUUCUUCUGGAAAACCAUGGAAGUGAAAUGUUGCUGUGCCGGCUAAUCAGAAACAGAAGCCUGUUUCCAGGGAGGAGCCUUAGUGCGGGACAUUUGAACAGCAUGUUAUUCAGGAUAUUCCACUGUAUGAGUGAUGAUUGAAACAAGCUUUAAAAAAAAGCUUUUAAAAACAAUUAAAUAAAACUUGUUUAGUGAUCUACAUCUUCUCCAUGACGGUUAGAGAUGGAGUGAUUAAUCAAUCAGCCGAUUAUUCGCCUAACUGUAGUCUUCUUUGCCCCGUCCUCCACAGACAAUCCAAGUUAUGGCAUUUCCCUUUAUUUAAAUUUCUUAAUUUCUCUCACAGCAUUUUGCUAAACAAAUUCAUUAACCAAUCGUCAUGUGGACUGUACACUGUGACCCUUAAAUAAAGACCAGUGUUAAACUUGCAGCAGGGCCUUUCAAUUAUUGGCUUUUCACUCUCAUCCUGACAGCACUUGUUUCUACCUACAUAUAUGAUGAAAGGGAAAAUCUGUCAGUUCAUGACAGAUGUGAUACUUCAUAUGAAUGGAUACUGGCUAAUUCUAAUGUAUGCCAACCAUACCGGCAUGUACAGACACUUUUUCCUCUAAAACAUUGUCUUUUUUUGAUUGUCUGCACAGAUUAGGCGGGAGAAAAGGCUGCACAAUCCUUUUUUAAUGGAUAAAGGCGCUCACUUUGUACUAAAAUAUGAUGAGUUUUAUUCAUCAGAAUGGUGCAAAGGUCAGCUUUACAUAAAGGCCAGGUACCAUCAGCAGUAAAGGCUGGUUUAUGUUGUGCAUAAAAAGAUUCAUGUCACACCAUAUUUGUAUGACCUGAUACUAUAAAUCUGUUUUUAUUCACUUGCAUUUUAUGUGUAAAUAAAAUAGUCUAAUAAAUAAGAACAAGACAACAUUAAAAUAUGUAUCUGUUUGAUCAUUUUCCAGUCAGAAUGUGCUCAAACACACAUUUUUUAUUAUCCUGAUAGACUUAAAAGUAUAUGGAUUUUAUCCUUCAUUGAUGAUUUCACAGCCUCUGGUUCUUGUUUUGUAUCUCUCUCUCAUUUUGACGAUUUUGCAUUCUUCCUCUUCUCUAUUUCAGGUGAGCGUGUUAACCACCCUGGAGCGGCGGUUCAACUUGCAGAGUGCUGAUGUCGGAGUGAUCGCCAGCAGCUUCGAGAUAGGCAACCUGGCCCUGAUCCUGUUUGUCAGCUACUUCGGGGCCAAAGCUCAUCGACCCCGUCUGAUUGGCUGUGGGGGCAUCGUCAUGGCGCUGGGAGCUCUUCUCUCAGCCCUGCCUGAGUUUCUGACUAAUCAGUAUGAGAUAGGGGAGAUGUGGAGGACUGAUGUGGGUCGGGAUGUUUGCUCCAACGCCAGCAGCAGGGAAGCUCAGCUGACUGAGGACGCUGUGUGUGCCAACAAGGCCAACACCAACAUGAUGUACCUGCUGCUCAUCGGGGCACAAGUCCUACUGGGGAUUGGGGCCACGCCGGUGCAGCCCCUGGGUGUGUCCUACAUUGAUGAUCACGUGAAGAAGAAAGACUCCUCUCUAUAUAUAGGUAAGCUGUUUACAACUUUUUUAACAAAAUGUAGAUAAACAAAGGUUGUGUCCAGUCUGUUUUAAAGACAACCAUUUAGGAGGGGGUGUGUGGGGAUCUUAAAGGGAUAUUCCAGUGUAAAAUUAGUUAAUUAAAAUAAAUUUAGGGUCAAACACAUCAAAACCCCAAGUUAGACACCAUCGAGAGAUGAACAUUGCCGACCGCUUGCUUCUCCAGGUCUCUACCAACUUUAGUAACGACUGGUCCCUGGAGCCACGCGCUCAACCAAAAUGCAACUCUAUAGCCACAAAUUAUGCUCAGAUCAGCACCUAACUUCAUCAACAGUACAUAUAGGGUCCCAGCCACAGUACAAACCACCAAACAUCUUUUUAGCUUUGCCUGAUUUCUUUAGCAAAGAGACCAAACACAACUCACCUACUUUCUUCCAGCAGCCGCUCAUUUGUAGCGAGACCUCAGGGCGAGUCCAUAAUGGACUGCAGAGGGGGGACGCAGCUCAAGGAAGAACAUUUAUGAUCAUUUCUUCAUGGAAAUGCAAUCAGACCGAGACACUUAGGCAGAAGAACUACCACAUCUGCAGUGCAAAGUGAAUAAUAUGAUAAAUAUUACUUCAAGGAAAUAAUAAAGUAAUGAUCAUUAAUGUUCUUCCUUGAGCUGCGUCACCCCACUGCGGUCAUGGACUCGCCCUGAGGUCUCCGUACAAACAAGCGGCUACUGGAAGAGAGAUGGUGAGUUGUGUUUAGUCUCUUUGCUAAAGAAAUAAGACAAAGUUAUAAAGAUGUUUGGUGGCUAGUGCUGUGGCUGGGACCCUAUUUGGUUGAGGUUUGACGUCAGACCGCUGUGUAUUGCUAUCGUGCGGUCGUUACUAAAGUUGAUAUAACUAGAGAAGCUAGCGGUCGUCAACAUUCAUCUCCCAAAGGAGUGUAUAACUCGGUGUUAUGGUGUGAUUGCCUCAACUUUAUUUUACGACGGAAUAUCCCUUAAUCCUUAAGCAAGGUCAAAUAACAGUUAAAGAUAAGCAGUGCUCACCGAAACAGAUGAUUAUCAGUCUUAAAAAUUAAAAAAAAAACAUAUUUACCGGAGAACACUAAUUUCCCAAGGCAGCUGAAAUGGGUGCAGCAGAAAGCCAACUGUUUGUUCAUCACAUCAGGUAUGAUGUUUAGAUAGGUUGAGUCAACACAGUUUGUACAGUAUGUGCUUGUCUGAGCUCUUCCUCUGUGCACCAGCUCUCUGUUCCAAGCCCAGGCCUGUUCACAUAAGUGCCAGGUGAGCAGAUCUUCAGCUUUUUAAUCUCCAUCAUGGCGAACGGGCCAGCCAUGGGUUAAACAUCUCUGCUUCACUCAAUCCUCUCUCAAAGGCGAGAUGCUGCUGAUGUGGCUUUUUGAGGUUUAAAGGUGCAUUAAAAGUGCUUUCUGUGCAAACUUCUGAAUACACAGUGACUGUUUAGGGAUAUACUGUAUAUGUGCUGGGAUAUGUAUAUUCUGAGGCUCUGGUAAUACCGUGCCCAUUAAACCUAGGAGGAUUUCACUUUGAAUGGAGCUUUUCCUUUGAACCACCACUGCUGUUACCAUGCCAAUAAAAUAACUCCAGCUUAAAGACGACCAACAGAAAUUAAUGGGAUGUUUUGACAUUUGGAAAAGUACUUUUAUUCCUUCUUUAGCUAUGAUUUAAAUAAGAUAAAUAGCACUUUAGUGUUAUAUGAGAAAAGUAUGUAGCUUGAGCCAACAAAAGGAAAACAACAUGGACUCUGCACCCCUGAAGCUCACUAAUAACCCCUUUUAAUCUCGUGUUAAGACGUAAACAGUUUCCUCGUCGUGUUAAUUGGGCUGGAGAACUGUUUAUGAAUAGCUAGGCCAACAGGCUGCAAGCUCCUGUGUCAUAUUUCCCAACAGACAGAAAAAGCUAUCAUUAUCAUUUUUAUGCUUUUGCUCAAAAAAAAGCAAUUGAAUGUUUGAUUUAGUUGGCAACUAGUGCAUAGAGGCUACCUGCUAACUUCAGCCAGGUAUGGAUGAGAUGAUCCGUUUUCUUUGUUUUGAUGCGGUCCUGCCUGUUUGCUCUCCUGUCUUCCACAUCAGCCUUUGAUGGAGUGGAUGAGAUGGGUCUGCAUGGUGUGUGCUGUUUGUUAUCAGCGUGCAGCAGAGACAAUGAGAGUGUGAAUAGAGGAUGAGUUCAGGCUGACACACACCCCUCUCUCUGAGCAGCAUGCUGUGCGGCUGUCUUUUGUCACUCAAAUACAGAUGUGACCUGCCAACAAAGGCAGCAGUGUGCUUUGUAAUCUCAGGUGCAAAGCUGAUUUCCGUAAUGGUCAUUCAUUUGUGUUUAGAUGUUCAGAACAUGAUUUUUUUUUUCCCCUUACAAAAAUCCCCCCCUCCAAGCUUUGUUUAUAACAAUGAAAGACUUUGACCCUUUGACACUGACGUAGUGGUUUGCUAGCAGUCAGUGGUGGAAAGUGGACUGUGAGUGAUUGAAUUUUGGCAGUGGUAGGUAGGGAGGGAGAUUUGGUUCUGUCCUCCUCUGAUAAGCUGUGAGGAGAGUUGGAGGAAAACAAGCGUCGAGCAGCGAGGAACAAUGCCGUAUUGAGUCGCACUCAGCUGAUCGUUCUAAUCCGUCUGCUGCAGGCAUGUCAUGUGCCCCCCAGCUGCUGAAUGGAGCAGAUUGUCUCAAACUCUGUAAGAUUUCCUUUCACAUACUGAUAAUGUAUUUUGAUUAUUCACAUGUUUGCGUCAGCAAGUUAACAUUGUUACAGCUGUGAUGCAAAGUUUUGUUUCAGAGCACUUGUUGCAGAAGCGCUGAAUGCAAAGUUUCUCUCUGGAGUUUCGUUGUGCAGGCUUGUCAUGGCCUUCAAUUUUAAAAGUCUAUGUUUGUUUCAUAAUGUGGAGAAUAAGCCUUAAAAUAUCACAAAGUUUUUUUUACAACAAUGAUUCAAAUAUAAGUUGAAUAGAUCUGUCUUUUUUAUAUUAUUUGGUGGCUGUAGAUGGGUACUGUAGAAACUUUCAGACUGGAUUAAGGAGCGUCCUGAGAAAGGUGCCAGAAAGGGGAAACACCUUUUGAAACUGAGACCAGAAACUUCAGCCUGACACGUAUCUCACGAAACGUCUGUCCUUUGCACAGCUUAAACUGAGUAGAGUAAAACUUCCUCUAUUAUUACUACAUGACCGUUUUCACACCCCCAGAUUGUGAGUAUUUGUACAUGUUGCUUGGUAUGUCGACUGUACCAUACUGUGGCUUUGACUACUGAAACAUCCUCAUCUGGUCAUUUAGUGAGCGGUCCCCACAAAGUCUAACACAAACAACAUUAAGUUAAGAUGCAGUUUUACACGUUGACAAAAACAGAUUUUGACUCUCUUUACAUCAAAUGAGUGUAAAGACGAUAUAUCAAACUGAUUAAUUCCAUUAAAUCACAUUUGAAAUGACUGAAAAUGUAAAAUCUGGUUUUAAAUUUAAAUUUUAGGUACAUGUUUUCCAUCACACUAUAAACUGAGGAGACUGGUCUCUGGCGUUCUGACAGUCAAAUGUGGUCCCUUUCUUUUCUGCUUUAUAAUUUAAGCUCCUUUCUCGUAUUUUUGUUCUUUGAUGCCUUAAAUGUUUUCAAUAGGUGACAAGUUUGGGCUGCAGGCAGUCCAGUUAAGUAACCACACUCUUCUACAAACUUCUACUAAAGAAACAUGCUUUUGUCAUGUAACCAGAAUGUGGUUUGGCAUCGUCUUGCUGAAAUGUUCCAGGUCUUUCCUGUCAAAGGCAUCAUCUGGAUGGCAGCAUAUGUUGCUCCAAAACAUGCUAAUACUGUUGAGCAUUAAUAGUGCCUUCCAUAUGUUUCGACAUGCAUCCUAAUCAUGGAUGCUGGCUUUUUAACUGUGCAGAAAUAAUAAUAAGUCAGGUGGUUCCUGCACUUCUGAAUAAUGUUAAUACAUGGUUCCCUCUUUGCAUGCUGCAGUUUUGAUGUGAAUGUAGUGACCGGCUGGGUUUACAGACAGCAGUGUGUGAUGGUGAUUUAUCCAUCCAGUGUGAUUUGUCUGGCUCAGAUUUUUCUGCAAAUCUUUCAAUGAUAUUUACUUGAAAUAAUAAUCUGUGGAUCCUCACUAAGGAACAUACUUCUGAAAUUGUUGAGCGGUUUGCUCAUGCAGUCUCUCACAGGGUCACGAACCUCGUGCUUCUGAAAGACUGGGCCUCUCUGAAAUGAACUCUAUGAAAUUGGGGUUUAUCUAUCUAAUACACAGAAUAAAAGCGUCAUGAUUAUCCUGAUUCAUGACACCGAGUGUUAGCUGAAGCUGUGUUUUUGGCCUGCGGCUGGUGUCAGUGCAUAUUUUCACCCUGUGAUGUGUUAUUGUUGAGCCUGAGCUCAAUGGCCAGGUGAAAACUCUGUGCCUUUGAUGGAGGAAAGUCCCGCCCUCGUACAGCUCGGCAGUGCAGGGAGAGCAGAGCCGAGAGGUCUGGAGAGGAGCCAUAAUUACAGAGUGAGGCAGGAAUGCCAACCAGCCAGCCAUGAGGUGGGUCUAAGUGGGCCGGGCUGUACAUGCAUACCACACAGGCCUGUGAAAAACAACUCCUCCAGAGACUUCGACUGCCUGCUUUUACUGUGUUCACUGCAGCAGACGCAGCUUACUGCUGUUUAAACAACUGUAAAAAAAGGGUGUAGAAAAAGUUUCUUUAGAGAGCUUUUUGUCCCUCUCUGGAGGAGGUAAGUUCACGGUCAACAUCAAGAUUUUGAUGGAGCUUUCACUGCGUGGUGCUACAAGUUCUCCUUAAAAGCAAAUACUUAAACGCCGUCUCCACCUCUGACAAAGCUUCAACGCAGAGUCAGAUAUAAACACACAGAUCUCAAAGGAUCAUGUUGUUUUGCUUCUCAAGUCUAGACGUAGGCACUGGGCUCUGGCCAAAGGAAAUAAAAAUGAUUGGACAGAUUGCGUCAACAGGAUCUCUGUUCCCACUGCUCUAUGACCUUUCACUAUCCACUGCUAAUUCUGGCUCUUCCCACAGGACCCCCGCCUGCAUAAAUAUACUGUAUGGGACACUUACAGAAGGCUUUAGAGCUGUUGUCACCGUCGUACAGCAAACUCUACCCGGCUGCCGCUCCAGGGUUCAAAAGCUUUAAAACCAGCGGGGGAUUUCUUCAUUAAACUACAUUGUACAGUGUUUGUAGAACAGGUCAGACAGCUGAAUGAUGGCAUUUAUGAACUCAUCAAAAUCACAUACUGUAGAUUUGGACGUGUGGAUGCUUCUUAUCGUAUAUCGAAUAAAAGACGUGCAUGAUCAGAUUGUGAAAGGCUUAUUGAGAAAACCCCCUGAGGCAGAGUUUUUCCAAGUCCAAAACCAGACUUUUUUGUUGCUCCAUCGUUGUUACUGUAUCUGAUAUGCAAGCUGCAUGUACUGUGCUCACUUAGGCCAUGUUAGCAGUCCUGUGACUAAACAUAGGCACCGGGGUGCUUUAAGUUGAACGCGAAUGUCAGCAUGCUACAGAUAGCAAUGCACGCAAUGUUUAACAUCUUAGCAACAGAGUCUGUUUGUCUCACCACAAAUAAACAGCUGACUAUGACUGAUAUGUUGUUCGAUUUGCUCCAUCAAAUCUUACAUUCUGUGAGUUGUUUUUCCUACAGAGUCAGCAGCCACCAAAUAAAAUGAGCCUAUUGAAAAAGCAGUAAUGUCACAGUCCUGUCUCUGACUGCUACACAUGAGCCACUGACUUAACCUCAACCUCUUUAGCCUUAUUUGCUGAUGUGCUUUUAGAAAUUAAGACACAAAUAAUGUAGAAGUUCUGCUUCCUGUUGUAGCUACCAAACAAAUAUUCACCUGGGAAAACGGUGUUGCUAGUUCCAAUGCGACUUGCCAACUAGUUACCUAACUGUGCCACAUUUAACAACUGAAAAGCAAACCUGCUAAUGGUCAAAAGAGUUUAACACUAACGCUAAGAUAAUUUGUCUUCAGCAUCACUGCUAAACCUGUUUUUAACUCGUAAAUUAGUUUGUUUGUUGUGUCUCUGCAACUUGCCAGCGUGGCUGUCGAUUAAAUGUGUACAGGUACCCACCCACUUUAAGAAUCUGACCGUAAAAACAGUAAUUAUAUGAUCAUAAAAGUAUGUUUUCUCUAUUUUACUGAUGAACAAAAUAAAAAAAAAACAUUCCACUUUUAUUUUUCCAAGACUGCAAAAACUUUUGGGUUGGAUUUCUAAACAUGAUGAGCCAAAGACAAACACUGAUCUCUUUGUAGCAGUGCAAAAGUGACUGUGAGUUUUAAUGGCAAACACGAGCCUGUCAGGCUGUGUACCAGACUUGCUGUGUCUCACUCUUGCUGCAGAACUACCAAGCCAGGAAUGAUUGGCUAACUGCAGAGAGGCACAAAAGUUCUUUUUCCCUGUUGAGGCAUGAGACAAGAUAACCGCUUCUACCUGGGGAGAAAAUUUGCACAUAUAUUUUCCUUUCAUAUCUCUGUAUUUUACUACCUAACGGCUAACACUUGUCUGUAUUUGUUUCUCAGGCCUGCCUUUUCCCACAGUUACUGCGUAUUUCCUCAGACCUACAUUUUUCAGGAGUUUUUCUAUUUUCUUGUGCUCGCUUCGUCUCUGCAGGGUCACAUUUCGGUUCAGGUUUGUUUGGACAGAAGUCACAGCGAAAAAUGUCUCUGAGGGAUCCUCGAGAGACUUGUCAACAUUCCUACUAAAAUGCCCCGACUCUAAACACUUGCUGCAGCAGGGCGUUUAUAUAAGCUACUUAAACUCAGCGCAUGUUAAUGUCAUCUUGAAGGAUUAGAUUCUAAAUGGGUUUUUCCGUCCCUGCCAUAAGCUGCAUGCUGGGUUUGCCUAGCAACACCAUUUUGUUUUAUCUUAAGAUGAAAAACGGCAGUGCGGUGACUGUUCAUCAGCCAGCCUCUGCCUCUCUGCAUCACUGUAAUGAACUGUAUGACAGAACAGUCGACUGUGCUAUCAGCCGAAUGACCCAGAGACAUUCACUGUACAGUAGGCUGCAGGCAGAACCCCUCGCCCCGGACUGGUCCUAGACGGGGGAGAGGAGGCAGCAAACAUGAGAUUAUCUGGUGUCCAACUGGUCAACAGCAUGCAGCUGCUGUCUCGUAGCUAAUCAGUAAUUAUCCUCAGUACUCUGAGUGUCAUGCAGAGGAGUCAGAGAGGAAGUGAGGGGGCAUGACGUAGAGCAGAUGGAGACUGAGCGCUUCACGUGGUCUCGGGUUUUGAUAAAUUGGAAGUCAUUGUGAUUGCCUGAGAUUUAGUUUUUAAAAAAUGCAGUUGUAAGGCGAUUCACGCACAUGGAAAACUUUGCUUUUUUUUUCAGUGGCAGCUGUCUGCACAAGGAGGGAGGUUCAGAUCAGAUGGAGCUGGUUUGCAGAGCUAUCUGAUGGUGUUAAAUGAACCUCAGAUGGGUGUGGACUUGCCACGAGGUCAAAUUUUUUUUUCACAUACUCAGACUUCUGUAGUGUGUAAGACUGUAGCAGAUGCGUCAUCUGGCUUCUGGUGUGUAGUGAAUCACCUCCCCCAGUCAAUCUGCUGUUUUUUUUUUGGGUGGGAUAGUAUUAAAGUGACACUGUGUAUUUAUACCACUGUGUUUUUUUCCAAAAUGUAUAAUCCUAGCUUUGGGAUGUCUGGUUGUCACAUGGAGAGAAAUUUUGCAAAGGUUUUCUCUGUGUUUUUCUUGAUUUUUUUUUAAACGUAAACACAUCACACACUGAAGCAGACAAAUAUUUGAAGAAAACUCAUGUGAGUUGCUCCACAAAUUUAAUCCUAGCACAGCAACUCCUUGGAUUGAGAAACACUGGCUCUGUUUAUUUUGGGGAUGUGGGGCAGUCCAGAUCAAAAAUAACAUCUACGGCAAUAUAACGUUGUUGAUAUCCUUCGUCACAUGGCAGUUUUAUUAACAGAAACAGCUGUGAUCCUUGUCUUUUCUCUGAGUUUCAGUAUGAAUUGAUGAAUAAUAAAAACGCUGUGUGUGUGUUUACAACAUUUAGAAAGUGUUGUUGGGGAAAUAGGAUAUUACACUUUCAAAGAACAUCUUUGUAGACCUCAAAUGGGUCAGAGGAAAUAGAUCAGUUCUGGAAAACAGACAUGGGACCCCUCAGGCCGUCUCACUGGAGCCCACAGAUCCGUAUGGUGCUGCUUCUUGCCAUUGCCAUAAGCACUCUUUCUUUCUUUUCCUUCUUACUGCCACCUGCAGCAGCCUGAAAGGCGCUCAAUUUGGCAUCCUGCUGCAUUGUGUGUGUUUUUUUUUCUCUCUGGUCUAAACAUGCCUGUUGCACCUUUCCCCCACCCCUCCAUCCUGAAUCCCUGAGGCCUCAGUAAACCUCACCACGUUACCGUGCAGCACUCCUUUAGGCAAUCUGGGUCAGGCUCUGUCGCUGCUGAUUAAAAAGGGGAUUUUUGUGUCAUCCACAGGGGGAGGAGCGAGGGGAUAAGGGGUGGGAGGAGACGGAUCAUAAACACAGCAGCAUCAGCAAGCCGUUGCCACAGAAACGGCUGGUUGUUGGGCGCUUGUGUGAUUGGAUUGAGAUGCUCAGUCUUUACCCCGCAGCUGUCACUCUGCUCUGCCCCUUCUUUUAACUACGACUAAAAAUCAAAGCGACAGAAGUGCAGGCUGCAGGUCAGCCCUCGCACUGGAAUUUUCAAACACUUCUCUUGGUUUUUAAAUAGGAGCAGGUAAGUGUCCGACAAGUCCUGACCUUGGACAAGGUCUGGACUCAGGGAAUACGGAUUCACGGUGCGCACACGGCUUUGCCACAAAUCCCAAGCCUCAUUGAUUGAGUGGUGUGUAAGUGGUUGCUCUGUGGGCUCCUAGGAUUACUCAGAAGCAUGUUCAGCACUUAAUCCUCAUAUCACUGAUGGCAGAGAGUGAGGGAUAACAGAGCCUAAUUAAAUGGACUCUGAUCAAUGGGUUGGCAGUCUCUAUAAUUAACUGUUUGAUCCAGUCAACUUUUAUUUGCUUGGUGUGCAAACCGAAGUCUAUUACUGACUGUCCUCUGGUCUGGUGAUGCCCUGCCUCUGCUGAUAAAACUUCAGGACCAAGUUUUACAAAGCCAGUGGGUCACACUGGCACAGAAGAUUUGUAUCAUAAAAGCGUUUCAGGGCCAGAUGUUUACUUUCUUGAGUAUUUGCAGUGAAGCCCCCGUAUGUGAUGCAUAGGUGUGUAAAAUUGGUGGCCAAAAAAGUAAUAAAUAACAACCUUGAAGGGUAAAAAAAGUGAAGUAAAGAAGAUUUAUAUAUAAAGCUUAAAAAAAGACCUUCAAUACCAUUGACUGCAAUUUUCAUGGCAUCAGAUUCUUAUCAGCCAAACUAAAUCUUUAAAUUUACAGUGAUAUAAACGUCAGCCUCCUUUUAACAUAAAUGAGCUAAAAAAUUCCCAUCAAAGGUAGUGGAGCAGGAAAUCAUUGCAGGGAUAUUUAUGUCAAUGUCCCUGUCCAUGUUUGGCCGUUUUUUUUGUUGUUGUUUUUUUCACUUUGAAUUUUAGACGCUUGUCGUAGCUUUUGCUGCGUUUCAGUUACCUUGGAAGUUGGAUGUCGGAACUGGGAAUGACGUUACACCCGAGUUGACAGCGUUCCAGUUAACAAGUUGGAAAACCAAGAUGGAUGCCUACAGCUAGCCAAAGUUAGCUGUUGUUUACAACUGUCAACUGUCAACUGUCGUUAGCCAUUGUCAGUCCUCAUUAGUGGUUGUCAGCUGUUGUUAGCCGUAGUCAGCUGUUGUUAGCUGUUGUUAGCUAUACCAGUCGCAAACAACGCACAGCACAGUGUUUUACUCUACAAACACCAUAGCACCGUGUUCACAGUUAGACGUUGGGCAGCAAAACAUAUACCACUUAUUUAAUUUCAUAAAAACAAAACAGAAGUGCUAAUAACUAAUACAUAACGUGAGCUACCACUGUUACUCUUUAUGUUGACGUUGUCGUCAAGUCGGGGUUGGCAAGGAUCGUCCAACUUUACAAGUCAGAAAUCCGACUUCAGGGGGUGUUCCAGAUGAAUUUCCGACUCGGAACUAGGAAAUCCCGACUUCUGAGUACAACUGGAACGCAACAUUUCAACAUUGUUGCCAUCAUCAGAGCUUAUUGUUUAAGUUACUUUGCAGUAGCUGGCAACUUAUAGACGCGCUCGCCAGCUCUGAUGCUGUUGCUGGAGUUGAAGGACAGGAUGUUGCUCAGUUUUUCCCUAUCAGAGAUGGUUGGGGUCCAGUAGCCUGUUCUCACAUAUGUGCCCAUUUUUUAGUAAGGCCCAUCAGGCUGAGGUCAUGUUGGGAACUUAUUGUUUAUCAUUUAAUGUCUUAGCCCCUGUGAGCAAUGAAUGUGUUGCUUGGGGUGAUAUUGUUGACAGCAAUUUGCAAAAAAAAAUCCACAAGCCAAGACUUGCAUAAAUGAGAAUGGAGAUAGAGAAUCAACAUCUAUGCAAUUAUCUAUGAGUGGACAGCACUUCCAGUUGAAUCUGUGGGUUCACCAGUGGGUGCUAGGAUUGCAUUUAGGCAGAUUGAAUUCUACUUCUUUUAGUCUUCACUUUGUUUUCCGGCAUUAAAGUAAAGCCUGUCAAAAAAAGGCAAUUAGACGAUGAUGCAUAUCACUCAAUAAAGGUCACAGUGCUUAUAUAGGUUGGAAAUAGGCCUGAACGAUAUAUCGUUUGACUAUCGUCAUCGCGAUGUACGUGUGUGCGAUAGUCACAUCGCAGAGCCUGCGAUGUGGGAGGUGAAUGAACUCAUUUAAUUUCAAGGGUAACCGACUGAGAUACACUCCAUGUGACUCUGCAUGUGCUGUGCAGCGAUCCACCAAUCGGCUUCGUCCUUAACUCAGUUGCCAAUCAGACUCACUUCUCAGUUGCCAAUCAGACUACCCUGCCAGCUGUCAAUCAAAAUCAGGGAGGAGAAAACCCACCCCUGCACAUGUUCUGCACAUGGAGGAGGACGCGUGUCCGCUGAGAAUUACUUUCGGAACUUUACUCAUGACUAUUAAGCCCAACAAAUAAGAACUGUAUGGGUUUUAAAAUGUAUAUUUCCGUGGACCACUCUACUAUAAGCAGUGCGCGUUUUGCGAGGUGCAUGCAAUUCUCGGAGGACAUGCGUUUCUCGGCACAACACCGCUAACAACAACAACAACGAUCGCAAAAUGAACAACGAACAAGCGAAAUCCACCGAAAAUGAAGAUUUGUUGCCAAAAAGAAAAGGAAAGUCAAUUAUCUGGAAUUAUUUCGGUUAAAAGAAGGAUGAUGUCGACCAAAACACGUCUUCUGUGUUCAUCUGUUGCCACAAUAACGUCCCAGCACAAUAAAAGCUAAAAAUAUCUCUGAGACAGACAGAAGCCGUUCUACUAACAUUCACAAAAAGAGGUGAGAUCAGAGCAGAUUAACUGUCCUCAAGAUUUCAGCAGUGCAGCAUAACAUUAAGUGCUAUUCAGGUCAUCUGGUGAAAAUACUGUAUUUUUAAUAUCGCAAUGUAUAUCGCAGGGUUGAAAAAAUCCCAAUAUUAUUUUUUUCCAAUAUCGUGCAGCCUUAGGUUGGAAACUUCUCAAUAAUACAAUUUUAAUUUUACUCAAAGUCUAUCAGGGACUUGAAAAGACUUAUUUUCUUUUUAAAGGCUUGACUCUGGACUCAGAUUUAAACUUGCUCAUUGACCUGGUAAUUUGUUGCCACAUAGAGAAAACAAAUAUCCAGCGUCAUCCUGGUUUCCCGAAUCUCACUCUCAUGGCAUUUUCUCCUCGGUUAAACAGUUUUCUUCUAAACUCUCUCCACAUCUGGCCUCUUAUUUCUCAGAAUGCAUCACAUUUCUCAAUAACCGAGGACACGGUUCACCCCUUUAUUUGUUACACAUUCCUGGAGAGAAGGCUUGAAACUGGCUUUUGGCGUCUCCAUCCUGAUAAUUAGUCGGAGCCACCUGCAAGAGAAGCUGGGACCAGCUGCUGUCAGAGAGUCCUGGACCUCUCUGCUCCUCAUCCUCAAGAGAGCAGCUGCAGCUUUCUAGCAGAGACACACACACACGCUCUGGUGUCUUGCCCUUUUUCCUCCAUGUCUUCAUCCCUUACCACCCAACUGCCUAACAAUGGAGACCGUGGGCAGCUCUGUCUGGGCUCCAGUAAAACAUCUGAAACAGGAUUACAAACAGAUCACUGUGGCAGAGCGGAAAGACAAGGCUGUACUCUGUCACAGUAACUCCUACCCCCCUGUCAAUCUGUCUCUCUCCUCCUUUUCUCCCCCGUCUCUCCGUCCUGUGCCGACCCGGUGCUCAGUGUCUGGUCGCGUCCUCUGUGUGUCCAGCAUCAGAUCAGUGCUUUGUUUGACAGCACGCCUGGGCUGUUUAUGUAAUCUAAUGGAAUAGAAAGACCCUUAUUAUCACUGUAAACAAACAAAGUGGAAGAUUGUAUUUAUGUAAUUUAAAAUAAAUGCCAGCCUUGCAAAAGCGACUUGAUCGCACUGAUUUAAAAGAUCGUCUAUUUGCGUAUUCUGCUGUCAGGUUACAAACUACGAUGACCUUUCACAGAAUGAUGAGUGAGGAUUUAACUUGGUAUGACAUGACAGAAAAACAAAUGGACUUCAUUUAGAGCUUACUAAUACUGGUGCCAUUUAGGUUAAUGAGAGCUUUUACUGUUUCUUGGAAUAGUUAGAGUGAGAUCACACAAGGUUAAUUGGACUCAAAGAUUAAGCGACUGCAUGUCAGGUUAAAGAAGCCUAAUGGCAUUAACCUACAAGACGAAGAAGAGCCUGAUGCAAGAGGAAGAGGAAAGUGUCUCCAACAUCUUUGGUUAAGCCACAUUCAUGUGAACAAAAAUAGGUAAAGACAUUUUUAAUAGGCUUUUAUUUUAUGGAAUUAUAUUCUACACACAAAGAAACCACAAAGAUGAAAACUUAAUCACAUUACAUAAGCUAUAUUUGAGUUUUGACAGGUUUUCUUGUUAAAAAGACUUCAAAUAAUUGACAGAUUAUUAAAACUUGUUUUGUUUUAAGGACUUAAAAAUCAGCUUUGAUUUGCAGUAUUAAUGUUACAUAAAACACAUUAUUUUAGACAGGCCUACUCAGACUGACAUUUGAGUCCAGACUCACAGCUUUUUUAUUUAAAACUUUGCUGUGUUGAUGUGUAUUUUAUUGACUUUACUAUUUUACUUAUGUGUCUUUAUAUUUGUUCUGUAAGGUGUCCUUGAGUGCCCUGAAAGGCCCCUAUGAAUAAAAUGUUUUAUAAUUAUUUACUUUUAUUAAAAUUGAUCAAGGUCAGUAAUCAGUGAGCAAAAAUUUUGAUUUGAAAAAAAAAACUAAUUCAUUCACGAGUUAGAAAUGUCAGGCACGAUGGAUUUGGUCUUUUGUCUAUUGUGCACGCAGGCAGUGGAGCAGUGUCCAUGAGCAAGGACCCUGAUAUGAAAGUAGAUAAAUUUUCAUUUUAUCAUCCAAAAAUAUCAUUUUUCCACUGUCAUGUUUGAGUACGUCUCAGUGAAAAUUACUUUUUCUCAGGCGGCUGAUGCUUUAAACAUACCAUGCUUGAUUUGAAUCUACCUGCUGUCAGAAGAGUUUGACCCCAUUUGAGGUCAAGAAAAAAACAUAUUUAUCAUCCUUAGCAGUACUUUAAAGUGUAGUAAAAUGAUGUAAUUUGAGCAAGGCUCUGCCCAGCUGUAGAUUUAUAGAUGCUGUUGUUUUCUGGCAGACUAAAGCAGAUAUUUAAAGGGUCACAGUUCUGGAGUUUUAAAUGAACUUUGGAAAUGCAGCAGGUGCAUUUCCAUUGACUGUUUCAGGGUGAAUGGAUUUGUGAUCCGUCCAAGUGAGAAAGCUGCAGGACUUUGAUUAUCUUUGAGAUAUUAUAGAGGUCUUUCUGGCCUAUAGACAAAAAAUCAUUACGUGCCAUGAUUGCACUCCAAAGAGAAGGGCUUUGCUGAUCAUUUAUACGAGUUAAAUGUUUGCAAUUUUCAACAUAUUCAAUUAGAUCUGAAUCUCUUUUCUAUGAGUUUUCCCUCUUCAACUACUUUGAGAAAAGCAUUCCCACAUGUUCCCCUUUUUUGCAGUAAUUAUUUGUAGGUUGACAGCAGGCAAGAUAAAUGCAGAUAGAAAAAGGCUGACAGGUGCAACUCAAUGUAGUUAAUUUUAGUGAUCUAACAGAUGGAAAACUGGCAGGUUGGUCUGACAAAGUUAAAACAACAAAUACUCUAACAGGAACACAAAAAAAGAGACAGGUGAGCAGGUGGGUGGACAGGGUCAGGCCAUGAACGACUGAUGAGCUGUGGACUCAGGUGUGGGGACGGUUAAGUACAAAGUCUGGUGAACAGGUGGAAAGUAGUGCAGUAAAUCUACUAAAACAAAAGGGGAAUGUUGAUAAAGUUUGCUUUACUUUGAGAUCAGACUUUUUUUUUAUGCUGCUCCUUCACUGUAAUCACCAUUUGAAGCUGACGGGCACUGUGUUAUAAAUUCUGCACCAUGAGUUUGAGUCAGUCUGGGGAGUCAGGACCACUUCUAUCUUCUUGAGUUUUGUGUGCAUUUAUGCAAUAGAUUGUUUUUAAAAAAAAAAACAUUCUCAGGCUCUUUAAUUUCCCUCAGACCUGUUUGUUUGCCUUCAAAGGUUACUCUCUGAUAUUUAUUCACGAGGAGAAGCAGAAUAUGAGCUCAUUCAUACAGAGUUUACUAGAGUUUAAUGUAAUGUCCUCACUUUAUUUGAUUUCACGUAAGAGCUCUGGAUGUCUUUUGUUAUUUUAGAUUGAAAAAGCAUUUAUUGUCAUGGCAGGUCUUCCUUGUAUCUCUUGACAUAAAACCUUUUUUUCCCUCCCAUCCUGUUGCAGUGUGCUUUACUUAAGUGAUUUUUUUCUCAGUAUUGUCAUCCACAGAGUCAUGGGAUGAGGCAGCUCAGCUGAAUUAUGAAAUGGCACAGAGAUCUAUUGGGGGACAAACAUUGUCUCUAAGCGUUUACUGAUUUUAUAUAAUCUCUGAUACAACACAGUAUGUAUUAAUAUAAUGAAACAAUAGGAAAUACUGACAAAAGGCUACAACUUCAUAACGGCAGUGUUGUCUUUAAGUCCAUCUCUCUCUUUCUGAACCCAGUGUAGUCGCUGCAGAUGGCUGUCUUGCAUGAGUCUGGUUCUGCUCAAGGUUUCUACCUGUUGAGGGAAGUUUUCCUCUGUGACCUACUAAAGUAGGACAGUCCUGUGGAUAAAAACGAGAUGAGAGUGGGUCUGAUCUUAAAGAUCUUGAUGUUGGGUCUUUAUAGAUAGUCUAGACCAGCUUUUUGUUGAACGUCUUGGGAUAACACUUCAAUAUAACUAUUAGGGGUGUCAUGAUUUUGAUUUUCAAUCAAAAUCGAUCAAAAUUACGUCACGGUCUCAAUCAUCGAAAUCAAAGAGAGGAUGGACAAUCCCCUCUUUCCACAUCCGGGAGGUGUGCGAAGCGGAAGCAAAUGACGAUGCCGCACAUUGUAGCCGACAUGAGCCUCUGUGAGUUCUCAUUUUUGUUAUUAUGUUUGUUUCUGUUGUUUUCACUUCACUGAAAACAAGAUUGUUAAAUAAAUUAUUUAAAAUUGACUAUUAAUGCCUAAUGUGAUACAUUACACGAGUAAUAGAAAUAGCAUUACUUGUAUGUAGCCCAUCUUUUGAAAUAAGAUUUACUGUACAAAAUGUAAUGAAUAAAACCAAUGAAGGAAGACUAGACUAGUCUAAAGAUGGCAUAGGCCUCUGUGCUGUAAGAAAAAGAAAAAGAAUCGAGAAUCAAAUCGCAUUGUGAUCAUAAAAUCGUAAAUUAAAUCUCACAUUUCUCACAUUUUACAGAGCGGUACCUGUGGUUUUUUUGAUACAUUAAUUAAAAAAGAUAAGACAAACAUUUGAAAGUGAAAAUGAUAGUUGAUGCUGUAAUAAAAUAAAAAAAAUGUUCAGUAGGUUCAGUGAAUGUUACCGACUCAUCGAGCGACAUCAAAAUAAUCUCAUCAGCAGUCUAGACUCAUAGCAGGUACGUGUUCAAACAUAAGGUAGUCAGGCCUUCAGGGAGACCCAGUGUUGACCUGCUGUGCAGACCUUGACCUCCCAGGGGGCUUAGGUUGAGCCUGAGCUCAGCUUAACAUGACAGGGUGUGGAAGGGGAGAAAGCCGCCGGGAGUCGGCGUUUCUCCAGGGCCGCAUCAUCGGGUAAGGCUCUGCAGUAACGGCGCUGCUCAUCCUCAGGGUCAGAGUGCUAAUAGUUUUAAAACGUGCCCUUAAGCUGCACUUUUUAUAAAGCAACCAUAUGGCACCAGUGAAACCGCUUUAACGCCAGUCUGCAUGAGUGUAACUUGGAAGUUAGCACAGAGAUAAGACAUUGUUUUGAUAUCAAAUCUCCGCAGGGUGUAUGUGGAGGCCUGCUUUUAAAUUUUAGAUCUUUUGACGUAAGCGGAAGUCAAAGUAGGAUGAUCCUGAUGUAAUGGCAUUUGAAUCUGAGAUGAGAGCCGACUUUAAGCUUUGGCUUGUUAUUUAGGUCAGUGCUGGUUAGAGCCAACAGGGUUACUGAAGGGUAAAUCCAACCAACCGGCCAUCUCGCUGCUUUUUCCUCACUCGUGGAGUUAAAACAGUGACAUGAUGAUCAUUUCAUUGUCGGUGAAAAAAGAAACUGUGUGAAAGUAUGCAGAAAUGUCACAUGGUUGCUUUUUUAUUGGCAAAGCUUUGACCUGCAGCUUUGGGAAUGCUUUGACUCGAUCGUGUGACGUAAAUAGCAUUUUCCCGUUAAAACUGUGGUAGGCAUUUCACAAAUUUUUCUCGCUCCAGAUAGUAAAACAGGAAUCAUCACUGUCCAGCCAUGCCUUUUAACUCUAAACCAGCUAAAGCCGACAGCUGGAUUAUGAAAACAAACUGUAUUGAAAGACAGAGAAACUUGUUUUAAUCUUAUAAGUUGACUCUGUAGAGGAUCAUGGGACAUUAUUAAUAAUCAAUAAUUACAAGAUUUCAUAUGCAGUGCUAAAAAUAUUGGUUCCCCAGGACACUAAAAGUAGUUUAUAACCCCCGAGUUAGACUUCCUCGUCCUGUCAGAGUGAAUAAUGUGCUCUCUGACAGGUGAUGCUGAUGCUGAAACUAAGCGUUGCUCAGGUGGGCUGAAGCUUCACUCCCUGAGGUAAAAGCUGCUGUCUGAUCUGAUGCUGUUAGUUCUUACUUGAGGGUCACUGAAGAUUUGGCCGCCCUUAAUAUCCUCUGUAUUUCUUCAAAACACACCUCACCUCAGAGGCGGCUUUUGCAUGAACUUUUACUCACGCUCGCUCGGACAGGACUGAGUUUACAUAACAGCUAAAGUCAUACUCCAAACACAUCUGACUUUUGGAUUUUGGGUCACGCUUAAAAAGAGAAUUUAGCGCCCUUUAAAUUGACUCCUUUCCUGGCAGCGAGUUCAUUUUUUUUUUUUUGUUGUUGUUUGUUUUUCUUUCUCAGGUUCACAUCUCAGGCGUCAACGAAAUGUUAGAGAGUUAGGAAAGAGUACUACGUUAGUGUCGUCCAAAUUUAGGAGAGGAAGUGGCGCUUCAGUGUGGUAUUCUGUGAGAAAUACAAGAUAAGGAUUACGAUAGUUCCCCUCACACUGCCUGAAGACAAACGCCUUCAAGAUUGAGAUCAGAUGUGACGGCAAAAACGAAAGAGCUGAUAAAAAUAAGUCACAAAAUGACUGAGGAAGUCAGACUUAGAUUUUUCAAGUUUUUUUAAUCGUUCUGAAACAUAUUUGACAUAACAGGUCUGGAUCAUUCCCCUGAGUGAUUACAUGGUGCAGGUUCUGUGUGAGUAAGUGUUAAGCAGAGUCUAGCGGUGUUAUUAGCAGAUGUAGUGGGCAGUAAUUUGAGAGCCACAGAUUAUGUAAUAGCAUGCUCGGUUUGCCUCCUGUCAGUGACGUUUGAAUACCUGAUAUCUAAUGAAAUGCCUUUAAAGGGUUUGUGCAAGACUCUAGCAGGUUGUGAAUCAUGCAGAUCUAACACCUGCUGACGUGCGUCUUUUUAACCACCUGCAUGUGGGCAUUUGAAAAACUCCCCUAGCAGUGAUCAACGGAAAGUAUUCACCUGUGGGGAGAAAAACCCAGUGACCACAAAGUUGUGUAACUCAAGUAGAGGAUGUCAAAGUUACAGGUGCAUCAUGGUUUCCACUUUAAUUUUUAUCAUAAACACUUGAUAUAUGAUACAUUGGGUCAUGUCUCAAUGGUCUAGGUCAGUGGGUUCUCAACUGGGGGGGGUUAGGGGAAACUGCAUUGAACCACAGCUUGCAAAAGGUUGGGAACCCCUGGUCUAGGUCAUCUCCUUUCCUCUUUAUGUAGAUGAAUAAUAGACUGUAUUUACACAGCUCUUUCUCUAGUCUUCUAACCACUCAAAGUGCUCAUAUAUGACUCUCCCUUGAACCAUGGACUGUAUAUACUAUGGGCAACUUGGUUCCGCCUUCUGCCAGUAUAUAGAUUUAAAGCCAAAAAGCUCCUAUACUGCAGCCCGUCACCAGAGGGAGCUGUUCUUGCGGUGGCUUCACCCAGCAAGGAGGCAGACGGUGUUUAUUCUAUAUACAGUCUAUGCCAUUCCAGGGCUCGACAGUGCGACCGUUUCACUCCGUGUGCGAAUUGUAAAAAUGUAUUGAGGGGCACAUGUGCGCAUGAAAAUAUAUAUAUUUUUUUUCAUGUAAAUACCGUGGUGAAGUUAGUUUUAGGUUGGAUAUUUAAUGGACAUUCACUGAGGAUCUACCAGUGUCUUUACACUCUCCAUAACUGGGAGCAGCAACAGCAGCGAGGUUGAAUCUACUUGGCUCCCUGUCCAGUGUUGAAUUAGGGACCAUCAAUAAAUUACCGGUUGAUGUUCUCAAAAAAGGCUGUUUUCCUUCAAUAGCUUCCAUGUCAUGUGACCAAUUGCUCUAAAAUUGAUUUCAAAUAAUAGUAUUAAGGUCGGACAAUAAGACACACCUCUUUAUUUCCCUAAUUUGUCCUCUUAAAAGUUUUUGUGUUAAAUUUAUAAGCAAAUUUUGAACAUUUUCUUCAAUACCUUCUAUGUCAUGUGAGUGAAAGACCUAAAAUUGAUUUCAAAUAAUAGUCCUUAUGUUCUUUGUGUGCUCCUUACUUUUUCAACUUGAGAGCACAUGUGCUCCCUGUGAAAAAAGUUAGUGUCAAGCCCUGCAUUCUCAAAAUGGGGACAGAUAGGCGUCUCACCCAAGGAGGCUUGGGCAUAUAGACAGCAGGCCAUCUUGUGAUUGACAGAUGGCUGACUCCUCCACUAAGCUACAGCGGCCCCUUCUCACUCAUCUCCUUUGUGUCACUUUGUUUGAGUAUUUUUCUUCCUAAACUGAUAAUCAGCAGCACCAAACCACUUGUUAAGACCAGUGGUUUGGCGCCAGAGCUUAGCUGUGCCUACGUUAAACCACAUGAAAGAAACUGACGCAGUUUGGUUAGGGCGUAACAAGUCGUCACUAAGGUGAGGACAGAGAUGUGGUCAAAAUUAAUGAGUCAAAGUUGACUCACUUCACUGGAACAGCAGUUUCCUGGGUAACAGUCCUUCACCUGUUUACUUUCACUGAAGUGGCUCCUCGGUCUUUACACCAUCAGCCGACACUAUUGAACACUAACUAGCAUCAGUCAAGCUACCAUAAGCAGCUAACAAAUACGUGUGCAUCCUCAAACAUUUUUAAUUAACUGGAUUCAUGAAGGACUUAUUUUGCUGCUCAUUAAUGAUUUGUAACCAAAUAUCCAAAUCUAAGGUCCAGAUAAUAAAAAACAAAGCUUCUUAAACCUGCUGGUGUUGGUGCUUUACAUGGUUGCAAAUGUCACAAAACAGCGGCGAGUCAUUGUGCUCGCUGCUGAGGAGAGCAGAGGAAGUGUGUCGCCAGGAAGCAGACGGCUGGUUGUUAUAUGGGCGUGACGGUUGAGGUGUUCUUGUAUUGUUUGUAUUUUUUGUUUGUGUUACUGUUACUGUAAGUGAUGGUUCUUUAUGUCAGUGGGCACGAAGGAAAAACCUGUGCUUAGUGAGAUAUCUGUGGCCCUCUCUAGUGUCUCUUUCACCCCCCAAACGUCCUAAAUCAGUCCUCUGCACACAGGAUGUUACAGGAUGUUAUCUCCUGAUCUCUUCUGUGAAAGCUCUUUAAAUUGUCCUGCCCUCAAACUUUAUAGUCACUCUGAACAUAAACUUUAAAUCCGUGUCUGCUUUAUGCAGCUUGUCUUCCAUGAGACUCUUUUCCCCCUUUUUUUUCUUUCGACCUUUUGGCUCCAGCUCGUGUUCAGGUCCUCUGUGGUAGAAAGCCGAGACAAUGACUCCUGGAUUUAUCAAUGUAGCCCUCGUGAAAGAGGCACAAACUGUUGUUUGGCUUCAAAAAACAUCCCACUCUGCUCUCAUUUGGCUACGCGGAUUACUGGCCAACCAACUUGAACAGGAUUAAUGGAGAAGAAGGAAUUCCUUUUGUAAAGUAAAGAGCGGCGAGUAAACCAAGGACUCUACCAGAGUAAUAUAUCUGACAUUUCCAUUAGCGUGAGCCGCCAAAGCUCUCACUGAGCGAGUUUAUAAUCUCAAUCUUGUGGUUGUCAAAGUAACUCACUUUUGCAAAUAGAAGUUUAAAGAUGCUUGGUGUAUCUGCGUAUCUGCAGAGGAACUGAAAAUUUGGCUCUAUCACUGAGUAUCAACCACUUCUACAUAAAUGUAGGGGUGAUUUUAAUCAAUCUUUGCUUAGUAUAAUAGGUUCUGUGUUUCUUGUAGUCAGAUUCGCAUGCCUGUGUGAAUGUGGAGAUAAAGAGCACAACUUUUUUUUUUUGCAAAACCACAAGUGUUACGUGUGAAAAACUGACUCUGAUCUCGAGUUUGCACAAAACAGACCCACUAAAUAACCUUCUGUGCUCUUUAGAGAGAAAGCGUGGGCUUGUGCAAAUUUGAUUCUUGUAUUAAGUCAGAGUAUAAGUGGGAUACGGGAUGCAUCUGCGGUUAAUUAGAAUUGGGAAGCACAAGCCUCGUGGACAGAAGCUCUUCCUGCCUUCUCUACUGAGCUCUAAACAAAUUAGAGGUAGACAAAAAAGACAAGAGCUGUGCUUUGUUAUUGGAUUACAUCUGACAUGCUCCCCUGAGGGUAUAAUUUACAGGAUACUAAAAGGCUCAGAGAACUAAAACAUGAAAAAAUGUGUUUGUUUUGUACUUAUCUCCUAACAGGGCGGCUGGAAGAGGAAAGGGAUUUAGAGGCAGUUUGGAGAAAUAGAGUUUUGCAAAGAUUACCCUGAGCUCCGGUCACGUACUGUCCUUCAUGGAGAUUUAAUGUGCUUUUCUUGGGUCUUCUAUCAUGUUUUUUUUGUCUUCAUCUUAAUCCUGUCAGCACAAAUGGGAAAUAUGUGCUUUCAAAACAUGUACAAGCAGUUGCCUUUUUGGUAUGCACCUGGGGGCAGAGGUUAGUUUGAAAGCAGGUGAGGAAGAAAGCAUCGUAGCAGCACCAAAGUGAAUUAGAAACAGAGGUUUGUCUAAAAACGUCACCAAGUUUUUAGCAAGUGCUGAUAUGAAUCAUGCAUGUAAAACAGUAAGCUACCUUUACACACCUACUUGUGUGCGUGGAAGUAUCAGACUUGUUAGACUUUCUUUGGUAGAAAGAAAAACAGAGUGAAAAUAAGCCACACUGAGGCAAAGCUAGGUUUGCGUUUGCUUCUGCUUUGACUUUAAGAACCUGUUUGUGUUCCUGAUCCUUUACUGUCAUAGUGAGAAACUCAUCUUGGUGUGCGCUGCUUCUCUUCUGUGUAUAAAAAAAGAAAAACAAUCCCCAUCAGCAGUACUUGUUUCAUGUGCAGAAGCAGCCGAUUGAUAAGGAGACGUGCUCCCUCAUAGAUUAGCAAUCUUUACCACAUGCCAGAUUUGCACUGUGACACAACGUUAUCAUCAAGGAGACAGAGUCUCAUAAAGCACUGGAAUACCGGGGACUCGGUUGGAGACAUUUAUCCUCUCAGCGGUGGUGGACCUGUGGGUUUGCAGAGCUAUCAUCCCCUGGAAGGUGAUCUCACUAACCGAAUUUCCUCUUUUGGACUUCCUGUGGUGAAAACAAUUGUGAUGUUGUUGCUAUGAGGAGACAACACUCAGUUUCUAAGGAAACACUGAAGAGUGCACAGGCUUCAUUUGCAACACCAGGGGCGACAUGUUCACAUAGCGACUGCAGAAGUGCUUUUACAUUGUAGAGUUUUAUUGGUCUGCAGCCACAAUGGCUCCUUUCCCGGUCACUGUGCUGAACGUGUUUGAGGUUUAAGCCCUGCUGUUUGUACAGUACGAUGCUGCUGUUGCUGUUUGUGCUGUUUGUGCUGAUUUUCAUUCAAUCUUUGAUUUCAUGUUUUGAAGUUGAAGAGGAUGUGAACACAGUAUCUGUCUUUUUUCAACCAAACAAAACCACAAAACUUAGCAAAGGAAGAGAUUUAAAAAAAAACUGUCACACUCUGGUGAUGCCUGGACUCACGUAAACGUAUCGGCUCAUUUCCGUUCUGGUCUGUUUGUUAACCACAAAGAUGUUUCAGUUAUGAGUUACCAGAUAAAAAAAAAAAGGUUCCCAUCUCAACGUGAAACUUAACUUUUUUUUUGUUUUGUUUCUUUCUUCCUCUUGCCUUAUCGAAUCCACGUGUAGGCAGCAAGCCAAACGGAUCAGUGAGCCCUUUCCUUUAUGUGACGAAUAAACUACGAUGUCAGUGAGGCUACAACCGUGUGAACACGUUGACUCCCUUCCUACGUGGGUGGUCAGGGCAGGAAGCACACUGCUUCAUGUCUCCCUCAGCUCUGGCGGAGGGAGACAUGAAGCUUCGUCACAGUUUCCAUGCUUGUUUGUUAAGUGGCUGCUCUUGGCAUCCUAACAUCUUACUGCAGACGCCGUGCUGAUAGCAGCAAUGUUCAGGCCAACAGGCAGUCGGUAAAAAGCGGGAUGUUUGUGAUGCUGCAGAGAUGAUUUCAUUGUGGUUUAACGGUAAUCUGAAGCUACCAUUACUGCUUUGGUCAAACUUAAAGAGAGAUCUGCUUUAUGUCUGUGAGCCAAAUACCCUAUCCUGUCUCCUAAUAAUACCACACAUCACAGGACAUCGUCGGGAAGAAAUUUGUCUCCCAAAUUGAGCUUUGAAUCUUCAUUAUCUGCCUGCAGUCUGAGUCACGGUGCCAGACUCUCACCCCACUGACAGAACUCUAAUGAGGCUUUUGGACCACAUUUAUAUCUCCAGCUAUCCGCUGCAGCAGCCUGGGAUGAAAAACAACCGGUACCUUUAGUCAUGUGUGUGUUUGGGCCUGUUAGCAUACUGUGUUAACCUGCCAGGAGGGCUGUGCCAUGUGAUCCUAAUGAGUGUGGUCGCACUGAGCGUGUGUGCUGCUGCUGCUGCCACUGCUGCACUUGCCUCGUGGUUCAGAGAGGCUGAUUUGAUCUUUUCUGACGGCCCAAACUGUUCCCCUGUUCGCUGUCUCGAUUCAAAGAAAUCUGAAGAAGACCAAAUGAAAGUUGUCCUCUUCCUCUUCAUGUGUGAUACAAACUCGUUUUUCUCCCAUUAAAUUUCAAGUAUUUUUGUCUCACAAUAACAAAUUAAAGAAACAAACACUAAAAGGGUCAUGAAUUAGUGACAAAGUUUAUUUCUAAGUCCUUCAUAUAACACUGAUUGGACUAUUUAAUGAGUACUUACUAUAAUGUUUUAGAGUGUGAGCAGUGUUUGCACAUGGUCUAAGGGAUUUAAUACAAGCCUUCCUGUUUACAAAGUGUUACCCAGGCUUAUACUGAACGGAUUGUUAGUAUUAUGCGGAUCAUGUUAAGAUUUCUGUAAACUGAAGGGUUGUUUUAGUGGCUGUAGGAACAAAAAAACUGCUUUUCUUUUCCUCUAAAGACACAUUUUUUAUGGUGUGAAGUGAAUAGAGUGAAUAAAGAGGACUUUCAUUUCCCUGCAGGUAUCCUCUUCUCCACUCUGGUGUUCGGGCCGGCCUGUGGCUUCAUCCUCGGCUCCCUCUGCACCAAGUUUUAUGUGGACGCUAUCUUCAUUGACACCAGUGAGUUCAGCUCAAGUGUUUGUAUUGAUGUGUUUCUGCUGAAUGCGGCGUCCUGAAUCCUCCGUUUCUCUGCACAGGUAAGCUGAACAUCACCCCUGACGACCCUCGCUGGAUCGGGGCCUGGUGGGCGGGCUUCCUCCUGUGCGGUGCCUUACUCUUCUGCUCUGCUAUCCUGAUGUUUGGCUUCCCUCAGUCUCUGCCGACAAAAGAGAGAGAGGAAGGAGCGGAGAGCGAGCAGGUUAUGCUUCCUCCUAGUCUCAAUUCAGAGUAUGAGACUCCAAAGUCCAGCAACGGGCUUGUUCGCAACCACGAGCCUGCCAACGGCGCCACCUGCUGUCAGCAGCUUAGGGGUGAGUGUAUGAGGUCCACCAUUUUACUGUAGUGUUAAAAUAAAGUAAAAAAAAAAAACUUCUGUUGGUUUUAAAUCAUUUUAAAUAUUUUCCACAUGAGUCUCUUUAUUUUUUAUUAUCUUACAUGUAUUUUUGAAGCGUGACUUUAAUACUUCCAGAUUUAGUCCUGAAUCAUUCAAAUAAAAUCCUAUCAGACAUAAAAUACUGUGCUUAAAAUGUUGCUCAAUGGAAUUAUUUUUAAUUAUUUAAAAGGAAAAUUACUUAUUCUAUUAUUUACAUUAUAAUUAUAACCUGCUUUACUGUUUUAAAUGGAAUCAUUCAUUGUAUAAGACUAGAAAAUAAAAGCUUUAACAACAUUUUAUUACUUUCGUUGUUUUUUUUUUACAGCUUGUAUUCACUUAAUAAUUUUUUAAAGCUAGAAUCAAAGUCAUAAAGGCAACAAGACAGGAGGUCUGCUCACGCUCAGAUAUUAAUGAUCAUUUUUCUUCAUUUGCUAGUGAUCCCCAAGGUGACCAAGCACCUCCUGUCCAACCCUGUGUUCACCUGCAUCAUCCUGGCUGCCUGUAUGGAGAUUGCUGUGGUGGCUGGUUUUGCAGCCUUCCUGGGAAAAUACCUUGAGCAGCAGUUCAACCUUACCACCACCUCAGCAAACCAGCUGCUAGGUCUGUCUGCUCUGCAAAAAAACACAAACACUUUUGUGCUGUGCACCUUUUUCUUACAAUAGAGGAUUUAACUGCUUUUAUUUUGAAAGGUAUGACUGCUAUUCCAUGUGCGUGUCUGGGGAUCUUCAUGGGCGGCCUGCUGGUGAAGAAGCUCAACCUGUCGGCCCUCGGAGCCAUCCGCAUGGCCAUGCUGGUCAACCUGAUCUCCACAGCGUGUUAUGUCUCCUUCCUGUUCCUGGGCUGUGACACGGGUCCUGUUGCUGGGGUGACCGUCAAUUAUGGCAACAAGUAAGAAAACAUCUGGAGGUCAUUUUAAAAAAGAUUAAAGUUAGUUAGAUACAGAUACAUAUUUUAUUCUCCUUUUAAUCUCUGAGUUAAACAGGAGUUUGAUUCGAGAAUUGGAACGAUCAGUCUUUACAGCAGCUCAGCUCAGCAGGGGUCAGAAACAAAUGUCUUUGUUUUUUCAGAUUAACAGCUCUAAAUAAAGAAACUCUUGUGCAGACAAGAAAAUAGAAGAAUAGAUUAUAAAGGAUAACCAGCAGAUCACAGGUGUGGUAAAUUGGAAGUGUAAAUUAGUUUUAACACCCUCGGUUGUUAAUGACACUUUUAGUCUUAUCAUGAGGACACAACUAUUCUAAUAGAUAAAUAAAUAUGAGCUGAACCUCUGUUGCCAAGGUUACGGGGUUUUAUCAGAGGUGAACAGCAGAGGAUCUAAAUGUGAAAAUAAAAAUUCUUAACAGCACAGCUGGUCAUUGGGGCACAGAGGACUCACUUUUUAUUCCAACAAUUUUGUGUCAUCGAAUCGAGUCUAUAAAAAGAUUUUCUAUUCAGUAAGUGGCCUCAUGGUGCUCUGGGCGGCGCGCUCUGAAUACAAAUAUAACAGACUGAUUCAUACGCAAGUCCUAUCAAAGAGUUCGCCGGGAUACCUAAUUCACUUUAAACCUGGUGAUUAAUAAACUACAGUAACUAUGAUCAGAGUUAUGAGCCAAAGGUAUUUAAUAAGAUCUUGUGUGAUUACUCAUGAUGAAUUACCCUCCAUCUGCUUUGUCAUUGAAGCCUGUUUUUUGUCUGCAGCUGAUAAACGGUUAUCAUUUAACAAUUUCAGUGACAGCAAAGAACCCAUCUGCUACCCACUACCAAAAGCUGUUCCUACUAACUACUGUGGACAAAUCUUUUAAAUCUGUAAUGACUUUCAUCCAAAAUAAUGAUUAAAAAUAACAACCAUAUUGAUCAGUGCCGGUUCCAGUGCUUCAGAGCUGUCCUUGCAUCAAAGUGCAACAUAACUGAAGCUGAAAGAAAAGACUAACUACUAUGGUAAUAGACAACAAAGACGGGUUUCAGAGUAAUCUUUAAUGCAAAAUUAAAUUAAAUCAAAAAUCUAAAAUUAGUGCACAACUGUGUCUUACAGUCAUAAAACAGAGAAGUGAGUGAAGCUACUUUUAAUCCCAUGACCUUUAGCUAGCACAUUUUUCAGUCUUCUUAACCAUGGCACUGUCAGAUAUCAAUCCAUAACAUUAGCAUUCAAGGGUCUUUCAUUCAAAGUCAGAGCUGCACAGCCUGAGUUCAAGUGCAUGUGCAGGUUUCUUUUUCCCACUGUGAAUAAUAAGCCUAAUUUACCCCUAAAACCAACAAUUUAUCAAAGUGUGUGAUAAAGUAACACUUUUGCACAAACGAAACACUGACUUUUUAUCAGGUUUUACUACUUUUGGACUUUCUUGCCUGAAUCCGGUGCAGUUUCCAUGGAGAUGUUUGAAAAGUGAACAACAGGCCAGGGGUAUCUUUGAGAGAGGGCAGGGAUUGCUCUUGUGGUUUUGUUUGUACAGAUACAGCUCUUACCUCCAACAGAGACUGAUCGAGGUUUCCAUCUGUGUUUCUGUUCAGGACUCUGCAGAGGGGCGAGAAACCAGACGCUCAAUGCAUCAGUCACUGCAACUGCUUCACUUCCUCUAUCAGCCCUGUGUGUGGAUCCAAUGGAGUCACCUACCUGUCUGCCUGCUUCGCCGGCUGCACCCGCACAGGAAACGCUCAGACUGUAUCAAACACUUCUCAGGUCUUUAUCUUCAAAUCAAUCUCUGCUAACCUACUUAAGAGAAUUAUGGUCACAGAUCACCGUUUUAGUUUGUCUUGAUUUUUUACCUGCUCGUUUGAGAAGGGUAGCUUUCUGUAGUUUGUCAGAAAAGGCCUUUCAUAGCUCUUUCCUCAGCUUCAACAUAUUAGCCAAUCAUGCAUCACUGGGGUUGUUUCUUGAUCAGAUGCACCGAUGUGCAGAUUAGAAUGUUCUAUAUUCAAAUCACAUGCAAAGAGUAUUUCUCUGAGCACCGAAUAUCUCCACUACUGCUGCCUCACUGCAGCAGAUUCAGCAGUAAUGCUGUGCAGAUGGAGGAUCACAGAGUUCCUCUGCAUCUACACAGAGUACUGUGUAUUUCAUGACUUGCAUGCAUUUUGUUUACCUGGUAUAGUUCACCUCCUGAAUGAACCACCCCUUGUUUUGUUUUUUUCACUGCAGAAUUUGACAGGAUGUAGCUGUGUUUCUGCUGAGAGUGAAUUAGCUACAGCCGUUCCAGGGAAAUGUCCGACAGCAGGCUGCCAGGAGUCUUUCCUCAUCUUCCUGUGUGUGAUCUGUGCCUGCAGCCUGGUCGGAGCCAUGGCCCAGACUCCCUCUGUUAUCAUCCUGAUCAGGCAUGUUGUGAAUAUAUAAUCAUAUUAGCAUGUGUGUGCACAGCAGGGCAAUAAAAACAAUUAAAAGUAACGUAUUUUUUUCUGCUUCUCUUGAAGGACUGUGAGUCCUGAACUGAAAUCCUAUGCACUUGGAGUGUUGUUUCUUUUGCUGCGACUGCUUGGUAAGAGCUUUUGAAAACCUUUAUCAGUUGAAGCAUCCUGUUUUAUAUACCCAAGGUUAGGGUUAGGGUUGCAGAGUUUGCUGAGGUUCAUUGCACAAAAGAAAUAAACGCAUAUGUGGGUGUUGGAGGAGCGAUGAAAUGACCGAAGUCUUUCAUGCCGACAGUAUUAUAGAAGAGACGAGAUCAAGACGAGAUUUUUGAUUUGGAGCAACAGAAAAGACUAAAUCUGAGAAUAAAAAUGGAAAUGAUAAGAGCUGCUGUUUGGUUUUCCUGAUUUGUUGGACCAAUCCAUUCAUGUUAAAUUCAAAAUAUCUUUUAUUGAAUUUCCAUAUGAAUUGAAUACUAAGACUCCUGCAAGCUAUUGUUGUUUUUCAGAGGAGUACUUGGAGAUUAGGGAAAUUGCCCCAAUGCUUUCUUGUCAACAGUCUCUGCACAGUCUCUUUAUUUUAAGCCAAGUCAACAGACUGCAGACCAGCUGCAUGUAAACAGCAUAGGAGGCUGGUGCAGUUAUCCUUCAAGUCUGGACGAGCAAAUACUCAGACUUACACAUGACAAACUCUGUUAAGAGCAAGUUUAAUAUUGAUCCUUAAAAUGUCAACGUGGUUUAAUCAGGUAGGUGUUGUCUUAUUGCUUCAUUAAAAGGCUUUGCAGAGAAAUAGCUGUGUGAAAAGAAAAAAGUAUCUCUUCACUCAAUCCAACCCACUGAGCAGUUGAUGGCUACUUGACGUCUUUUUUUUUAACCUAAUUUCAACUGUCUAGAUUCUGUAUAUUUUUAGACAGAAUUUUGACGUUGCACUUUAAUCCAUUGUUUGAUAACUAUUCAUUUCAAAAAGCAACUGUGAGUUGCAUAACUGAUCUCCAAGUACUUAACCCAAAUAAUGAUGAUAGCCGUUAGAGUAGUAUAGAUAUAGCCCAGAUUUAGACUUGGUCUAAAUUUAGACAUCUAAAAACACUUAUUUUAAGACCUGUGCUAGCCUGAUUUUAGACCAGUCCUCUAGCUUACAUUUAGACAUCUGUCCGACCUCUUUUGGACCAAAAAUGCUCAGUGGGAAAGCUAUGAUGAGAUGAGGGUAUAGCAUACAAAAAGUUAUCGAGAAAAGUUUUAAAAUAAGGGUAAAAAAACUGUCCAAAUGUUCAAAAAAAGUAGUUUUCAUCAUGGUUGUAGUAAGUUUUAUGAAGCUCAGUUUAUUUUGAUACUCAUUCAGUGUUUCUGUCCUCCAGGCUUCAUCCCCCCUCCUCUAAUCUUUGGUGCUGGGAUCGACUCUACUUGCAUUUUCUGGAGUUCGGACUGCGGGGAUAAGGGUGCCUGUCUGCUGUACGACAACGUGACUUACAGGCAUCUGUACGUUAGCCUCGCCAUCAUCCUCAAGGGCGUGGCUUUCCUCCUCUACACCACCACAUGGUAUUGUUUACGCAGGAACUACAAGAAGUACAUCAAAACUCAUGAGGGUCACAUGACGCCCACUGAGUUCUACCCCUCCCUCACGGAAGGUCCCAAACUAGUGGACAGGACAAAGUUUAUAUAUAACCUGGAGGACCACGAGUUUUGUGAAAAUAUGGAGUCAGUUUUAUAGUUUAUUACACGAGAAAAAGACAAUGUGGAUAUUUAUACUCUCUCAAAGGAUUAUUUGACGAGUUUACUCUUCUCUUGAAAAGAAGAAAUAAAUUUCUUUUUUUCGAUGAAGGCAAUCUAUAAAACACACAAACGUGGAGGUGGUUCCACUUCCUGGGUCAACUUUCAAAAGGGUCCAUUUUAGUCGUUUACCAGCUAGGUGUUGAACUCCUGUGUCGACUCUGGUGGUGUAGAUGACAUCUACCGCACUGUUUCGUUCACCUCUAGCUGAUCAUUUGCAAGUGGACAUGAUGUUACUGCGACUGUAGCUGCCAUAUUUGUUUAGGUUUAUCAUGAUUCCUGUGGGUCGCGUGAAAAAGACAGUUUCCUUUCAGUCAGUGCACUGUGUUCUGUCUGUCUCUCACUGAAAAAUGAGAUUUCUAUCAUUAAAAAAGUCUGUUGGUUCUUCCAUGAUUCAUACAUAUUUAAAAGUUGCCAAGUGUUUACAAACUAAUACUGUAGUUUUAUUUCAGUGCAGGAAGGUUUCUCAUGAGAAGAGAACAGGAUACCCAGACCGGGUUAUUUUAGUGGCCUAUUAGAUGUUUUAAAUGUUCAAAAGUUCAGUCUAAAAAACUUUAAACAUGAUAGUUUUUAUAUCAGGAUGCAUCAGUUUGUCGUUCUUUUGCUGGAUAACAGGCGCUGUUUUUGAUACUGUUUAGACUAGACUGUGAGGUCUUGUCUUUUAGGUGAUCAUGUGCAAUUUGUGUCUGAUAUGUCCAUGACUUUCACUAGUAUUGAGUCAGACAGCAGGUUUGUUUCUCAUAAAUAGCAUUGUGUUUCAUUUCCAUGUUUGUUUCACAUCUGCAGAGUUUAUUCAGCCUUAUAUGUCUUAAUAAGGGAUUAUUCAAAGAAGAAUGUUCAUUGUAUUUUCUCUCGGCUUUUGCACCCGGUGGAAGAGCGACGAUGAAAAUCAAUGAUGUUUUUGUGUGUUUGGAAUUCAAGAAAAAGAAAAGUAAUAUAUUUGUUUCUUUAGGCCCAGGAUGUUUUAAUAGAUUGUAUUUGAGAGGAAACUAUAAACUAUAUAUAAUCUAAUUAUUUGAGACGUGUGUGUUUGAUGUCACAGAAGAUUUGGGACAAUUCAUAGAAAUGAAAGUAGCAUGUUGUGUUAUAAGGAACAAAAUCUGUCUUCAGACUAGGCCUGUUAAAUCUGGGUUACUGAAAUGGUACGGGGAGCUGUGUGUGCAACGUCAAAGAAAGUAAACAUCAUCAAGAACUCACUGGAUCUAUUCCUGGUUUUGUUUUUAAGGAAAUCUUUCACAUAAUGCAGCACAUGCGACCUGUUACUCUACUGAUCUCUGUGGUUACAGUUUUGACAUUGUCCCUUUUCUUACUCUUUUUGUAUGGCAACAUAUGGUUUAUUUUACUCUUGAAAUAAAUUAUUUUUCAGAAAACAAAUUAAAAA